Messenger RNA from Drosophila innubila, 2473 nucleotides. RefSeq lists its product as uncharacterized. The transcript is spliced from 6 exons. The record is from RefSeq and is a predicted model, not a curated record. Bases 439 to 2010 code for a protein of 523 amino acids. NCBI's taxonomy places the organism in Eukaryota, Metazoa, Arthropoda, Insecta, Diptera, Drosophilidae.
CGUUUGCAGUCGUGCAGGGAACGUGUGGGAACGGAACGUACAUAGCAGAAACGGUAAAAGGGCUUUAGCUGAGCGGAGCACGCCUUUGAGCCAAGCUAAGCUGCGCUUUUUCUUUGGGUGUGACUCGUCAGUGCGACGAGAACGCGUGAGCGGCCAACACGUAUGAGACGCGUUGUGCGCUGACUCAACUAAAAUCAGUUAAAAGAACAGCAAUAGCAAAAACAAUCACGACGCAACAACUCAAGUGUGAAUUGCUAUUGAGGUUAUGUAAGCGGCAAGCAAACUUAACGUUAACGCAAACGCAAAGCAAAGCAAAAGCAAAAGCAAAAGCAACAGCAAAUCUUAGUCGCUUUGCCAAGCAAAACACGUUCAUUGAAAACAAUUUGAAACUCGCGUUAGCCUCGCACACAACUCGCACAUUCCCACAUUCCUAAGGCAAUGGAGCACGAGGCCACAGCGCAGGCGCAGGCGCAGACGUCAGCGUCGACGUCAACGUCAGCGUCGAUGCCAACGCAUCCAUUGCAGGAUGUUCCACUGAAUGGGAACAACAACGAUGGGCCUGCAGCUGAUGACGUACAACUGACGCCCAAAAAUUGGGUUAAAUUCGACGACGAGACGGACAGCAGUAAAACAAAUAAUAACAGUAACAGUGGCGAUGCCCCACAGCAACAGCAACAAAACAAGUUGGCGCUGCCGCCACCGCCGCCGUCCGUGGUGAGCAGCAACAACAAGAGACGUGCGCGCUCGCGCAGUCCGAACGACCAGUCAGCAGCAACUCCAAUACCUGCGCAGCGUGCUGCAGUUUCCUCCACAACAGCUGCCACAUCAUCGUCGUCGUCAUCGUCGUUGCCGGAUGUGACGCCCGCUGUUUUGACAACUGAGAGCACGCACGUUAAUCUCAAUGCAUCCGGCAGUGGCAGUGGCAGUGGCACCAGCAGCAGCAGUCCCUCUCGUCACCCACAGCAGCUAAUAAACCAAAAAGCAACUGCAACAUCGACCACAUCGGCCGCAUCAACCUCAACAUCAGUCUCAGCCUCAGUCCCAUCCACGUCAACGCCGGCUGGUUCAUCCCACUCCUCGUCCACUCAUCCAAAUGGCAGUGGCACCAACAACGGCAAGAGCAUCAGCAUUCCGAUGGAUCAGGCAGCUGGAAUGCGCACAAUUGAACUAUCAACGGGACGCAUACGCGAAGGUUUUGCUAACGGAGAUGUGAUUGUCACACUGCUGCCGGCCAACACGAAAUGGCCUUGGAUAACUCCGGCGAUAUUUCGACCCGAGCUCGUACCGGAGGAGUUGAUGGCGCAGGGAUUGACGCUAACUGUGGAGGACUAUGUGAAUGCAAUGGAGACGUUGGUCAAUGACUAUCGCUUCACAGUGUACAAUAUUUGCUAUAAGCGUAUCCUUGUCUGCUGGAUUCUCUUCGCCUUUGCCGUGCUGCUGGCGUUGCUCUUCUCUGGAUUGCAGGGCGUGGCACUGUUCGCUCUCGGAGUGGGUUGGUUGUUCCUCAAUGCGUCGGCCAUAUUUCUGUGCAUGUGGGUGAAGUUGCGGUUGUCACGCGGAUUGGAGAAGUGUCUGGCGCGGGUGAACAAACAGCUGAUGAGGCACAAGAUUCUGCUGGUGCUCGACGAUCGAGGACGCAUUUCGUGCCACAAGGUCAACUUGUGUUUCAUGUACUUCGAUGCCACCCAGUGUGUGAGCUUUCUGAAUGAAUUCCUGGAGCACACGGAGCAAAAUGGCGGCGAAGCCAUCAAGGCAGGCUGGGAGGCGAAAUUGGACAUCGAUGUGAAUGAUAUUGUCAUCCAGGGCAGUCAGCCAGUGCGUCUCUCUCGCAAGCAGGAACGCGGUCUUCAGCUGUUCCUUCGCUAUGGAUCCCGCUGGGGCAUGGAGGCAUUACGCGGUUUGGUCGAUGUAACGCCUUUGGAGCCGGGUCGCCAUUGUGGCCAAUUUCAGUGCCCCUGCCAGUAUAUUAAGGAGCAUUUGCAGUGCAAACCCCGAGAUGUUAGUCCAUAGUCAAGGUAAAAUUGGUAGUUUUUGGUAUGAAUGUGUGUCAGCUAAUUCCUUUUUCAUACAUAUACUACAUUAUUUUUCUGUAUAACUAUUCAAAAAAUUAUUUUAUUAGUUUAGUUACUUAAUAUCUUGUUCCAUGAUAUUUCUUUUUAUGCCAAUCCUCAACGAAUUACACAACAAUUACAGUUGCCAUAAACAGCAUGGGCCAAGUAGUUUGGACACGUUUUCCCCUUUUCGGUGGCUAAUGCUUUUUUUUUUUUAAAAAAUAAAUAAAAAUAAUGAAUUAACAAAAUUCCGUUUUGGAGAAAUUAUUAAAAACUCAUAUUCACUAAGCAAUUUAGAUUUUGCAAUUUCUUCAAUAAAUUUAUAACAAAAUUGUAUAAUGUUUUGUAAAUGUCCUUAACGAAUUUAAAGUGUAUGCAUUUUUCUGGUGUUAUUUUAAAUAAAUAUAUCUUAUUUAUGUCAU